GUGUCUGCGGGGGUCUGUUCUGGCGGCUCACUGGAUGGGCGGCGGCCGGCGUGGGCCCCAGUUCGGCCUCGGGUGCCAGCCUAGUGACCGGGAGUGGUGACCAAGGCCGGCGCCUCUGGGGCUAGGCGCUGCCUGGCUCUCCGGGCGGAUCUCGGGCCCGGGGGCGGGAGGCGCCACCCCUCCCCCCGCCAUGAUGUCGCAGAUCUUGGCGAGGGCGCGCUUGGGCGUCCUCGCCGGUUCGCGGCGGGCACGGGCUGGUCAGGCGGACACUCAGGUUACAGACGUCUUGCUUUGCCGAGUCUGGGGCUGCCGGCGCCAGAUGAGGAUGGGGACUUGGUCGCCUUUUCCAGCGAUGAGGAACUGACGAUGGCACUGUCAUACGUGAAGGAUGACAUCUUCCGCAUUUACAUUAAAGAGAAGAAGGAGUGCCGGCGGGACCACCGCCCCCCGUGUGCUCAGGAGGCCCCUCGCAACAUGGUGCACCCCAACGUGAUCUGCGAUGGUUGCAACGGGCCAGUGGUAGGGACCCGCUACAAGUGCAGUGUCUGCCCUGACUAUGACCUGUGUGCCAGCUGCGAGGGGAAGGGCAUGCACAGGGAGCACAGCAAGCUUGCCUUCCCCAGCCCCUUCGGGCACCUCUCUGAGGGUUUCUCUCACAGCCGCUGGCUCCGCAAGCUGAAACACGGGCACUUCGGGUGGCCUGGCUGGGAGAUGGGCCCACCAGGAAACUGGAGCCCGCGUCCUGCUCGAGCAGGGGAUGGCCGCCCCAGCCCUGCUGUGGAAUCUGCUUCUGGACCAUCGGAGGAUCCCAGUGUGAAUUUCCUCAAGAACGUAGGGGAGAGUGUGGCCGCCGCCCUCAGCCCUCUGGGUAUCGAAGUUGAUAUUGACGUGGAACAUGGCGGAAAAAGAAGCCGCCUGACCUCCGUCUCUCCAGGCAGCUCCAGCACAGAGGAGAAGUGCAGCUCUCAGCCAAGCAGCUGCUCUUCCGACCCUAACAAACCGGAUGGGGACAUGGAGGGCACAGCGCAGUCUCUGGCAGAGCAAAUGAACAAGAUAGCCCUGGAGUCGGGGGGGCAGCCUGAGGAACAGAUGGAGUCUGAUAACUGUUCAGGAGGAGAUGACGACUGGACUCACUUGUCUUCAAAAGAAGUGGACCCAUCCACAGGUGAACUCCAGUCUCUACAGAUGCCUGGAUCCGAAGGGCCAGGCUCUCUGGACCCUUCCCGGGAAGGACCCACAGGGCUGAAGGAAGCUGCGUUGUACCCACAUCUUCCACCAGAAGCUGACCCCCGGCUGAUCGAGUCCCUCUCCCAGAUGCUGUCCAUGGGGUUCUCCGAUGAAGGCGGCUGGCUCACCAGGCUCCUCCAGACCAAGAAUUACGACAUUGGGGCUGCCCUGGACACCAUCCAGUAUUCGAAGCACCCCCCGCCGUUGUGACAGUUUUUCCGCACCUGCUCUGUGUCCCUUUCUUGUCUCAUAGUUGUGUUGAGCUAGUGUAGAACCCUAGGGCCUCUGUGAGGGCCACUUUCUCUGUAUUUUUCUUCCAGGCUCUGGGGGCGGGGAUGCAAGAAGCCAUUAGGGCAGGAGGACAAGCAGCAGGAGUGGGGAGUUGAACGUGCACAUGUCUGAGAAACACCAGCUUCUCUCGGGUAGCCUGGCCGGGCCCCAGAGGCUUCCUCUGGCAGAGCGAGACUCCUUGCUCGAGGACACCGAGGCCACACUGCAUCACAUGCCUGCUCUCCCCCCAGGAUUACACCAGCAGCCCAGAACAUAUCUUGCUCAUUCGCCUUCUGCUUUUUCUUUUUUUAAAUGACUAAUAGUACGCUGAUAUGUAGGUGAUUUUCUGCUAGAAACCUGAUAUACUCAGGUUUAGCGUCCAGCCAACAUUCUGUCGGGGCAGAGGCAGCGGUCCUGGAGCAAGUAGGGGAGGACAGCCCCGCACUGUGGCCUUCCUAUGUGGGGAUCAGAAGAGGUAGAUAGUGGAGGCAGUGGUGUUCACUGAGUCCUGUCUCUGUUUCAUAACCACUAGAGUUCCCUCACUUCCAAAUGUGUCAGUUGCUUUUAAAGUGAGAAAAUCCUUUUGUGGCCAUUCUGUUAUAUUUGUAAACACUCAGUAAUUAAAUGGUAUAAGCACUUUAAUCAAA
Molecule: messenger RNA, 2144 nt
Organism: Equus caballus (horse)
Lineage: Eukaryota; Metazoa; Chordata; Mammalia; Perissodactyla; Equidae
Gene: SQSTM1
Product: sequestosome 1
Biological process (GO): endosome organization; aggrephagy; mitophagy
Cellular component (GO): amphisome; aggresome
Molecular function (GO): protein kinase C binding; K63-linked polyubiquitin modification-dependent protein binding; zinc ion binding
Source: RefSeq, a predicted model, not a curated record